This is a messenger RNA of Drosophila navojoa, 1442 nucleotides long. RefSeq lists its product as uncharacterized. Gene Ontology annotation, cellular component: membrane; cytosol. The record is from RefSeq and is a predicted model, not a curated record. Lineage: Eukaryota; Metazoa; Arthropoda; Insecta; Diptera; Drosophilidae.
CCUUUUGUCCAUCGAUGUAAUGUAUUCAGUUUUAAAUUGUGAUUAAUAUGCGAAACUUAAUAUUGUGUACCAGUGAGACCGCCCACUAGCACACUCGAUAUACCAAACAGGCGCUCAACGCUCAGCGUUCAACGCCUACGCGUCGCACCGAACAAAUAUCAGCCAAUUAAUCUUCAUAAGGCGAGUGAAAUCAAAGAACUGAAUGCGAUGUGAUUUCGAUGGGGCCGGCCGUUGAGUCCGGCAUAGAUGCCAAUUGGUGCUCCGAACAACAUGUUGCUGUUCGCUAAUAUUUGUUUGAAAAUCGCAACACUUGCCACAAUUUGUGGCAUCCUCAGCCAGCUGCAAGUGGCUGGUGCCGUAACAGCAGCCGGAUCUGUGCAACAAUUGCCGCAACGCAUCCACAAUUUACUCCAUCAAUUAUCCUGUGGCAGGAAGCUCAAUGCAAGCGCCAAGUUCGCUUUGUUGUUGGCCGAAUUUCUUAUAAAGCAGAAAAUGAGAUACAUAACGCCCACACGAUACGAUAGACAAUUAUAUUAUCAACUGCUGCAUAAAAUGAAUCAGCUGGCAAGCUGUGAAAAUCCAGGCGAAUUUAAUCCAGUGCAGGAGCUAAGUAAAUUUUUUACUAAAUUAAUUAGAUAUUUUCUCUCACAGUUUCCCCGCUUAUUCCACUUAGUUUUGCGAAAUGCCUUUCAGCGCAAUGUUUUGCUGUUGCCACCCAGCUUGAAAUAUGGCGCACUGAAUGCGAAUGCUGAAUAUGAGCAGCUGGCCUUGAGUUAUGACAGCCUCGUCAGCCAGGGCUCGCCGAACAGAACGGAAUCGGAUCUCUGCAUGCGUGAUAUAGUCACUCUGGAUACGAGCCGGUGUAAGCUCAGUCUGAACUGCUUGGACCUGUUGACCAGCGAGUCGCCCUCCUAUGGCUAUCAGCGCACUCAUCAGGUGCUUCUGCUCUACAUUCUGCAGCAUCACAAAUGCGCCCCCCGCUUGAGUCCGCCCCAGCUGUACGAGGAGCUGGCGAAGGGACACUGCAAUGAGAUCUUAAGCGAACAGAAUGCGAUACGCAGCCUGGCGCUGGGCAUGGGCAAGUACAAGGAUCUGUAUCUGGAGCAAGCAACUAUUUGUGGUCUCUGGGGCUACAAUGAGUUCCUCAACUGGCGCAAUGUGAUGGAAAUUGACAGCUGGCAGAAGGAGGCGAACCAGCAGCAGCAGCAGGAGCAACAGGAGCAGGAGCUGCAGGAGGAGGAGAAGGAGCAUAUUAAGGACUUGUCGCUUGUGUUCUACAUAAAUGCGUUGCUGCUGCUGCAUUAAUGCUGAUGUAAUUUACUGCUGCUGCUGCUGCUGCUGCUGCUGCCUCUGCUGCUGGCGUUGCUUUUGCUGCUUUUAUAAUAACUGCUUGAUAACUGAAUAAAAUGCAGCUUUAUUGCUUUGACGAUGUGUUGACAGGA